ACCUUCGUAUCCAUUACUGAGAAUUCUAGCGGGGACAAGUUCCGGGCAAAAGAGUAAAUUUAUGUACUAGCAUUCCAUUGCCGAUCAAAACGGAGGGCGUCUCGCCCUCCAUGGCUCAGUAAGAACCUUCGAUUUGGAGCUCCGAUUCGUCUUACAUAUCCAAUUUUCGAAUCUCAUAACUACAAAAUUCGUCGCGGCUUUCCGCUACCAACCACACUUUGACAAUCAUUCGCACGAUUAUUCAAGGUGCAUCUUGUCACGUUGUUAGAAGUUUGAAAUUGGCUUUUAUGUGCUACAAGACUGUAUCUUUGUCAUGCAUUGUUGUACUUGUUGGAUCUGCAAGACCGUGGAUGUGAGAAAAGUUAUGCCAUGGCUACAUCUAGUAAGUUUGAUAUGUCAUCAGGUAGCCCAGACAGGCCACUAUAUGCAAAUGGCCAGCGUGGAUCCAACUUAGCCAUUUCCAUAGACAGAUCAGUUAGCUUUCGUGAGAGCGUGGAGAAUCCAAUUUUAGCUUCUCUCCCGAACAUGUCUAGAAGCAGUUCUUGUGUGACACAAGGAGAUGCUGUCAAUUUCUUCCAAUGUUUGCGUUUUGAUCCAAAGGUAGUGGCUGCAGACCACAAGUCUAAUCGUCAAGGGGACUUGAAGCGACAUAUAAAUGUUGCUUUUGGCUCACUGGAUGAUUCUGCUUCUGUUUCUUUAAAAGGAAAGCUGCUACCAUCUCCGAUACCAGAGGAAAUCAAGCGCGUCAGGGAUGGUCUGCGUGAAAGUUCUGUGAAGGCCAGGGGACGCGUGAAGAUUUUCAACGAAGCCUUGUCUGUAUUUAACAAGUUUUUCCCCAGCAUACCUUCCAAAAAAAGAUCUCGAUCAGAUGGUUUUUCUAAUGACCGGCCUAAUGCCAUGCUACCAAGUGAUCUAUCUGUCCUGGGCCCAAACGUUGGUAAGAUGGGACUUCAAAAUCAUGCCAUCUCAGGUUUCGAACGUGAUCAGCUAAAGUCAGAAGAAAGGGCCAAAAGUGCUGUUCCAAAGAAACGCACCCGGACUUCUUUGGUGGACGUGAGGAUGGAUGCUCGGAGUGGUACUAUUGUCAAGACAUCUGAUGUUGUAGAUAGGGAAAGGGAAAUGGUAAGGCUUGCAAAUGGUGUUGUUCAGGGUGAUGAUCGAAGUCUCUCGAUUGCGGUUGAUGGUUGGGAAAAGUCAAAAAUGAGGAAGAAGCGUUCUGGCUUAAAGCCAGAUCUCUCUCCAACUUUAUUGUCGGCUAAAUCCACUGAUGGCUAUCGGGAACCUAAACAGGAAAUGCAGCAAAGACCUGUCACUGAUGCUCAAUUAAAGUCGAAUAACGAUUCCCCUGGGUUCAGGCCAGGAGCUGCACAUGGAGCUACGGGAAUUGGAAAAUCAGACGGUGUUUCACAACAGACAGGCUUGGUCAUGCGGUCUUCUGUCCCUAGAACUGACGCAGCAGACAAUGGUUCUCUUCUCAUUGAGAGGAGAUAUCGUUCUAUUGGUUCAGAUAAAGAGAGAGUGAAUCUUCGAGCUGUUAAUAGGACAAUCAUUCGAGAUAGUCCUAAUUCAGAUAGCACUAUGUCAAGCACAAAAAUGAAUGCAUCUGUUCGUGGCCCACGAUCAGGUUCAGGAAUCGCUCCCAAGUUGUCAUCGGCUGCCCAUAGAGCUACUGCUCCUAAUGAUUGGGAGCUUUCGCAUUGUACAAAUAAGUCAGCGGCUGUUAUUGGAGUUAAUAAUCGCAAACGUAUGGCAUCAGCUCGGUCUUCUUCGCCACCUGUUGCCCAUUGGGCUGGCCAGCGACCUCAGAAGAUCUCACGUACUGCAAGAAGAACAAAUUUGGUUCCUAUUGUUUCGAAUAAUGAUGAGACUUCUGCUUUGGAUUCUGUAUCAGAUGCUACAGGUCACGAAGUUGGGUUGGGAUUUGCUAGGCGCUUGACUGGAAGCUCUCCAAAGCAAGUUAAAAUAAAAGGUGAACCCAUGUCAUCAACUGCAUUAUCUGAAAGUGAAGAGUCUGGGGCUCCUGAAAUUAUAUCAAAAGAGAGGUGCCAAAAGUCGGAUGAGAUAGAAGAGAAGGCUGGACAGAAUGUCCAAAAAAUGUCUACUUUGAUUCUGCCAACAAGAAAAAAUAAGCUGCUUACUGGGGAAGACCCUGGAGAUAAUAUACAGAGGCAAGGAAGGAGUGGGAGGGGUUUUACUUCCACGAGGUCUCUUGUGCUUGCAACUGCUGAGAAGCUUGGCAAUGUGGGAACAACAAAACAGCUUAGGAGUGCCAGACUUGGUUUUGAGAAAUCCGAUAGCAAAUCAGGUCGCCCACCAACUAGGAAACUCUCUGAUCGGAAGGCCUAUAAACGUCACAAGCAUAUGGCAGUCAGCACAGCAGCUGAUUUUGUUGAUGAUGGGCAUGAAGAACUAUUGGCUGCUGCUAACGCUGUAAUUGAUCCUGCGCAUGCACUUUCCAGCUCAUUUUGGAUGCAGAUGGAGCCACUUUUUGGUGUUAUUUCGGAUAUAGACAUUGCUUCUUUAGAGCAACAGGAAAGCUUUGAAACCACUGCAGCAACAGUGGCAACAGCUCCUAACCCUUUUAGUGUAGAUGGUAUUAACAUUGUUCCUAAUGGGAAUGGAUUGAUUGAUAGUGAUGGAGAUGUGGGGCUGGCUGGUGAAACAAGGGAUAUUACCCUUUGUCAGAUACUCAUAUCAGCUAUAAUUUCAGAGGAAGAUUAUACCAGUGGAAAUGAUGAACUUGAAUUUGAUGAAUAUGGAAGUGAAAAUGAUCUAGAUGGAAAGUGGCAAGAAAAGGGAUUAAAUCAACUGGAUAACAUUCAGUUUGCUGGACAUACUCCUUUUAAGGGUUAUAGAAUGCCUGGUGAGCGGGAACAUGGCCAGCCAAAAGUUAAUAAGUUGGACACCCCAAGCACGGGGAUCAACUCAAAUUUCGGUCAUCCCCCAAAUGGACAACUUUCUGAUCAAGCACCAAUGCCUGGCAUGGCAUAUCCUGAAGUUCUGUAUGAUAAUAUGAAUAUGAAUGAAAAACUUUAUCUUGAGCUGCAGAGCAUUGGGAUUUUUCCUGAAAUAACAUCGGAUAGAGGACAAACAAGGACUGAAGGAAUCUCCUUGGACAUCAGCAAGUUAGAAGAGGAGUACCAUGUCCGGAUUUCAACAAAUAAAAUCUUGCUGAGUAGUCUGAUAAAAUCUGCCUCAGAAACCAAAGAACUUCAAGAAAAGGAAUUUGAACGACAUGCUCAUGACAAACUUGUUACUAUGGCUUAUCAAAAGUAUAUGACUUGUUGGGGUCCUAAUGCCACUGGUGGGAAGAAUUCCAGUAGUAAAAUGGCCAAGCAGUCAGCCUUGGCAUUUGUUAAGCGCACGCUGGAACGAUGUCAUAAAUUUGAAGAUACGGGCAAGAGCUGCUUCAGUGAGUCCUUGUUUAAGGAUAUUCUUAUUUCCAGGCCUUCCCGACUAAAUAGUUCACAAUUAGUAAACACUCCUACAGAUGGUGAAUCUGCAAAACCAUUUACGAAUACCUCCAGCCGCUCACUGGAAGGUGGAGUUUCAGCUUCCAUGGUAUCACAGCCAGCUAAUCUAGUUUCAUGGUUGAGUCAGAAUGGGGACAGCUACAUUAAUUCCUCUGAUAUGCUUCCACCGGUAAAUCGAUUACCUGAACAAACUUCUGUGAAAGAAGACUUGUGGUCAAAUAGAGUGAAGAAGAGGGAAAUAUUGCUUGAUGAUGUUAUUGGUGGUACUCUUGGUACUUCAUCUAGUGCCCCUUCGGGCAUUGCAACCUCUCUAUCGGGCAGUACAAAAGGUAAGAGGAGUGAGAGAGACAGGGAGGGAAAGGGUCACAGUAAAGAGGUUUUAUCUAGGAAUGGGAAUAAUAAAAUUGGCCGACCUGUAUCAUCAAAUUCCAAGGGGGAAAGAAAAUCUAAAAUAAAGCCUAAGCAGAAAACAACUCAGUUAUCUGUUUCUGUGAAUGGCUUUCUAGGCAAGAUAUCAGAGCAACCCAAACCAACAUUGGUUUCUGAGUCAAAGUCAAGUGAAAUGACUACCAAUGCAAAGAAGAAAAAUGGUUUUGGCUUGGACUCACUGGAUGAGGCUAUUGACUUGUCCAACCUACAGCUACCAGGCAUGGAUGUAUUAGGUGUUCCAGACGAUUUUGGUGGCCAAGGGCAGGAUCUAAGUUCAUGGUUGAACAUCGAUGACGAUGGACUCCAAGAUCAUGACUUCAUGGGCCUUGAAAUUCCGAUGGAUGACCUUUCAGACUUAAAUAUGAUGGUUUGAAGUUGCUUUCUUUGUAUAGUAUUCAUUAUACUUUUGACAAAUGAAAAGUAAUCACUGUUGUUGAAAUGACGAGUACAUCGUUGGUCAUGGCCAUCCAAUUAAAAUCAGGUAAAAUAGAUUCUUUUGUAGACUUCUCAAGAAGUUAAUUUAAUAUUUUUGAUGUUUUUGGUUUUCCGGUAUUAAGUUAGUGGGAUCUACUGUAAAAAUCUUUUUGUCAAGGUACAAGUUAGCGUGUCACAGUGGUAUAUAUUUUAGGAAAGACUGUAUCCUAGCUGUGGCUUUUACAGAUCCGAUAACCACGCUCUUGUAAAUACAUUUGAAGUUUUUUAAUAAAGAUGAGUUUUUGUUUUCAGUGCAA
Molecule: messenger RNA, 4633 nt
Organism: Tripterygium wilfordii
Lineage: Eukaryota; Viridiplantae; Streptophyta; Magnoliopsida; Celastrales; Celastraceae
Exons: 15
Coding region: 370-4275 (1301 amino acids)
Source: RefSeq, a predicted model, not a curated record